AUGGUAACUGCAACUGACCUAGCGAUUGUCCACAAAUUUGACGUGUACCAUGCUUUGCGCACACAUCCCUAUCACCCCGGCCGCACAAUGCUAAAUUUACAAUUGAUUCUCAAUCAAUUGCACUCUAUUAUUCUCCCUCACAAAGAAUCCGAUACAUACGACCAUAGGGUGUGGAAAACAGGGCUUCCCGUCCGCUCAGCCGUACUUAAGCCACACGCCGGUGAGUUAGUAGUUGGGUGGGUGACCACCAGCGAAUCCUCACUGUUGUAUGUUUUUCUUUUUGCUGCUUUUUUUGUCCAGAAAGUCCCUACCGCUCUAUGGAUUUUAUACAAUACACUGUGCUAG
Penicillium crustosum is the source of this 345-nucleotide messenger RNA. The record is from RefSeq and is a predicted model, not a curated record. Lineage: Eukaryota; Fungi; Ascomycota; Eurotiomycetes; Eurotiales; Aspergillaceae.